This is a messenger RNA of Phragmites australis (common reed), 405 nucleotides long. Its product is annotated as tropinone reductase homolog At2g29150-like. Gene Ontology annotation, molecular function: oxidoreductase activity. The record is from RefSeq and is a predicted model, not a curated record. The transcript is spliced from 2 exons. Bases 1 to 405 code for a protein of 134 amino acids. Lineage: Eukaryota; Viridiplantae; Streptophyta; Magnoliopsida; Poales; Poaceae.
AUGUCGAACACGUGGUGGGCGAAGGGGGAAGAGGAGGACCUCCUUCCCUGUGUCACCGCCUCCGUCUGCGACGUCUCUUCGCAGCGCGAUAAGGACAGCCUCAUCGUCGCCGUGCGCGACCUCUUCCAUGACCAGCUCCACAUCCUCAUCAACAACGCCGACCAGUCCCUCUACAAGCCCGCCGUGGACACCACGUCCGAUGACUACUCCCGCCUCAUGGCCACCAGUCUACUCGCUCACCUCGUGCACAUGUCCUCUGUCGCCUCCUUCAUCACGUACCCAGCACUGUCCCUGUACUUGCUCACCAAGGGCGCCCUGGUCCUGCUCACCAGGAGCCUCACCGCCGAGUGGGCACUGCACCUCGCCCCCACCUCCAUCACCCAGCCCUGGAGUGGACGACAGUGA